Molecule: messenger RNA, 927 nt
Organism: Psilocybe cubensis
Lineage: Eukaryota; Fungi; Basidiomycota; Agaricomycetes; Agaricales; Agrocybaceae
Exons: 11
Coding region: 1-927 (308 amino acids)
Source: RefSeq, a predicted model, not a curated record
AUGGAUAGCAAGACGACGACGUUGCUGUUGCGAAGCCAGGCGCACGGGUAUGUGGCAGGUACGUCAGUAGUCUCGUAUGCCAAGGUCAGCUCUGAGCGCCAGGUGACACAUUCAGCGGCAACCUUAACCUGUCAUCUUUAUGAACAAAUUGCCACAUUUUCGGACGAGGUAGACCUAAUUUGGAGACGCAAAGCCGGUUGGAAUAUCCCUAAAGUUCUUUUUGUGAUUCAAAAGACUGUUCCUCAAAAGAAGUGUCUCAUUAUUAACGUCGCACAAAGCUAUUUCGGGACAUUCAUUAUACUCAGUAAAGGUACAAACUUUUCAAUAUUUUAUGUCUACUUUGAUGUACUUAUUCAGUUGUUCAUUCACUUCCCUCCGGCGGACAGAGGCGGUAAAUCGGAACUCUUUUUUGAUGCGGAAACAUACAUUGCAGUCAUUCCUUUCGUUUCCAUGCACGGUAUCAUGAUAAUAUAUGACGUGUCAGCCAAUAAUGUGCCGGAUCCCAUCCCUGGUAUUCACAUAUGCAUCACAUCCCCGGGGUAUAAUUAUCUUUACGCCGAAACCAUCCCAAUAAUUGCACUUGAACUAACUCUACUGUGCUUGACCAUUUCGCGAGGAUUUCACUUUUACCAAGCACAGAGGAGGAUAUCGUGGUCAUUCCGGGGUCGUCGCUCACUCGCUAGUAUUCUAUUUCGGGACAGUAUCAUGAUCCCGUUCGUAACUCUGGUGAUACUAUUCGCGUGCCUCGUUCUCCUGCUACGCGCGCCCUUCGGCCCGAUCUUUCAAAUUGUUUACCUCAUCUGCGUAUUCUGGCCUGGAAUUGCUGGACCACGACUCAUCCUCAACCUACGGCAGGCAUACUACGCACCAUUUAAGGACGAGUGUCACAGAGCUGAUUUGGACACCGAAGACUCGGAUUGUUUGUAG